Anneissia japonica is the source of this 2206-nucleotide messenger RNA. RefSeq names its product tetraspanin-5-like. The record is from RefSeq and is a predicted model, not a curated record. Gene Ontology annotation, cellular component: membrane. Gene Ontology annotation, biological process: protein localization to plasma membrane; protein maturation; regulation of vascular endothelial growth factor signaling pathway. The transcript has 4 exons. Bases 484 to 1293 code for a protein of 269 amino acids. NCBI's taxonomy places the organism in Eukaryota, Metazoa, Echinodermata, Crinoidea, Comatulida, Comatulidae.
CCCAGAACUAAUGUUUAUUGGUAUUGUAUGUGAUACGGGACGUGAUAGGUAGAAGUGAGUCCAAUACAUCAAACAACGUUAUUAUAUCAUACUAUAAUAUUAGGAUUCGUUGUGGUUCAACAAUCGUAUAUAAAUGUUGAUUCGAAUGAACCCGGAACACACUAGUCAUGCUAUUACACAUACUACUUGUUAUUGUCUACCAGUAUACCGCCCAGUUUACUAAUGGCGAUGCGGGAGAGAGCCCUAUUGUAAGAAAUCCGAUCUUUGUUGACGUUUUACCUGGCUUAACAAUACGACGUCGUCAUUCUUAUUCACUUCCGGUAUUGAAGUGAAUCGCUGAGAUCGGUUUCGAAUGCAGGAACAUAAUUACAGUAGUGAGAAUCUACUAACAAAUCGUAUUUAGUAGAUAUAAUAGAAGAGUUUCCACGGGCCUCCGUUUCCCGUUUAACUAUACUGUAUAUAAUAAGCUGAGGAGGAGCAAAGAUGGCGAAUCAACAAAGGAACAGAAACACGGCUAAAGUAAGCAUGUGUGUCAAAUACACAAUGGUAUUCAUGAACAUCGUAUUUUUCUUUCUUGGUGGUGCCAUUCUUGGGUUCGGCAUCUGGGGCGUAUACUCAAAGGACAUUAGCGCCAUAACCAGUGUCAUUGAGAGUGGUAGUAUUAGCGUAGACCCGCUGUGGGUGUUCAUCACGAUUGGUUGUAUCGUCGUUGUGUUGUCGUCAGUUGGUUGUAUCGGUGCCCUACGGGAAAAUACAACACUGUUGAAUGUUUUCAGAUAUUCUAUGAUACUCAUCCUGCUGUUGGAAGUUGCAGCCGGGGUGCUGGGGUAUUUUUAUCAGGAAGAGGUAAUCGGUUCAAUUGAAAAUUUUGUCAACAGAAGUAUGAUUGAUUAUCAAGACGAUCCCGACACACAGUUCAUUAUAGAUACAAUACAGGAUUAUUUACAGUGCUGUGGCAUAAACGAACCUAAGGAUUGGGAAGUCAACAAAUAUUACGAUUGUAAUGGAAUUGCUAUUGUAACGAAGUGUGGAGUGCCAUUUUCCUGUUGCCACGACGAAGAAGAGGGGGUCGUAAACUACCAGUGUGGCAAUGGAGCUCUUUCUCUUAGUACCGCUGAACAAAGCCAAAUCAUUAAUACAAAAGGCUGCAAAGAGGCCGUCAUCACGUGGUUAACGUCUAACCUUAUAUUCAUAUCGAUUGUGGUUGGCUCGAUGGUUUUACUGGAAAUAGUGGCACUUCAGCUGUCUGUCAGUCUUAUUGGUGACAUAAAAUGGAUAAAGGCCCGUUGGUAACACAUGAGGACCCUCGUUUACGUUUUUUUUUUUUUUUUUAAGAAUUUUAGUAGCCUAAGGGGGGGGGGGGUCUUUCAUUUUUUUCUUCAUAUUCAAGAGCUUACAAAACAUAGAGAAGUCUUUCAUUGUGACCCCACAUCCCUGUAAAGGUUAAGAUUAAAUAAUUGAUGUAUUUAUAAUUUUUGUACAUACACUGUUUUACAUACACUGCAUUGUUUUAAAUUGUAUCAUGAAUAUGAUGAAAAAGAUGAUGACCCCUCUCUUGUAAUUCAAUCAAUCAAUCAAUCCAAUAUUUAUUCAAGAAUAACUUUUCAAAUGUUUAAAUAUAAACAGUUAUUUUUCAAAAGGUCGUGAUCAACUAUAAUUUACUCUUGAAGGAACGUAAAGUAGGAGCAGAACGAAUGUCAUAUGGUUAACUAUUAAUUCCAUAGAACUGCCAAGACUUCUUUUUCUAGUUCGGUAUUUAAUUUUGGCACGUCUAUGAUAAUUUUAGCACAAUACAUGUAAAUAAACAUUUUAACUUAGUAAGUAGACCUUACUGGUUGAACUAUUUCCUGUAAUUCUGUGACAAAAUCCUAUCCACUGUUUAAUUCUGGACCAUAUCUGUCAGAUCAGAUUAUAUAAUUAUUGAUCACUGUGCACCAAUCCACCGUUGUGUCGGUCGACCGUUGGUCGAGCUUAGGCACUGCGUACACAUUUUAUAUUGUUAACACUUGUUGAAUAUUGUAAGCCUAAAAAAUUUUACAUUCCGAUUAUUUUGAAUAUUUAUUAAUAUCACUAAAUUUGAAUGAAUGCAUCGCUUACUAACCAUACGAGAUAUUUAUAUAGAAACUAUAUUUUUAAUGAUAAAAGUUUUAUUUCUAUAUUGUAGUUUUUACCUGAAAUAAAUGUAUAUAUUGUUCAACUGCGUUAA